Thrips palmi is the source of this 3467-nucleotide messenger RNA. RefSeq names its product zinc finger protein 780A-like. Lineage: Eukaryota; Metazoa; Arthropoda; Insecta; Thysanoptera; Thripidae. The transcript has 14 exons. Bases 308 to 3157 code for a protein of 949 amino acids. Gene Ontology annotation, molecular function: RNA polymerase II cis-regulatory region sequence-specific DNA binding; zinc ion binding; DNA-binding transcription activator activity, RNA polymerase II-specific. Gene Ontology annotation, biological process: regulation of transcription by RNA polymerase II. The record is from RefSeq and is a predicted model, not a curated record. Gene Ontology annotation, cellular component: nucleus.
UCUUUUCAGUCUUCCAUUAAACAUUUAAAAGUAUACAUAUGUUCUGUGUUGAGAAAGAAUAAAAGUUCAACAUAAACAACACAAUCUCGAGUGGAUUCGAUUUAAUUUCGAUUUAAGUCGAUUUCUCUAUCCUGAUUUCUUCUUUCUGUUCUUCUUCUGUGGCUGUGGCAAGGAGAGCGCUAGCUAGGAAAUUAAAUUGCCGGUUUUUCAGUGUUUUCCUCAAACUUGAAAAUCUUUUCCAUUACGUUUGUAUGUGCUCAUAAACUGCUUACCAUAUGAAGUCACCUUUUGGGUACUGUACUCAACAAUGGAUGACAUUGAAGUAACUGAUCACCCAGGCCCCUUGUGCCGGCUUUGUGCACAUACGCAAACUCAUGAUGACUUGGUGUACAUAUUCUCGGACAAAGAUGAAAAUGACAACCUUGCUGAUUUUAUUAAUCUUAAUCUGCCCAUUAAGGUUUCCCUUAAUGAUCCAUUUCCAAAACAAAUUUGUCAAUUGUGUGUCGAGAAGCUUCAAGCAACACACGAGUUUGCUCUUCAGUGCCUUGCUGCUGAGCAAGAACUUGAAGGUCUCUUCAUAGAUGAAAGAUUUCAAUCUAAUCUGGACACCCAUCAAGGAAACAGACCUAGUCAUGUAAAGAGUAAUCCAGACAGUUUACCUAAUGACUGCAUUGAUUUAGAUGAAUCUGGUGGAGUGAUUGCUGCAAGUGGUGACAAUCAUUGUGAGGAUAUAAUUGGAAAAUACCAGUGCCCUCUUUGCUGUGAAGGCAAAAUGGGGUCAUGUGCUGAAGAACCAGUUGAGAUGGUUGUCCGCGCCAAAGUACCGUCAAGAGCCAAAACAUUUGAAGAAGAACUUAUGGAACAGUACAGGCAAGCUAAUGAAGAGGAUGAUUCCAGUCAGUCAGUUGUAGAGGAAGAUUCAGAUGCAGCAGCUGAGAAUGAGCAGGAAGAAAUGAACCAGACAGAGAUUAAUUGUGAUGCAGAAAUUGUUGAUGACAUCUCUAAAAGUAAAAUAAAAAUGAAACAAAAGCGAGGGAAAAGGAAAGGACGGUUUGGAAGUCAAGGAAAAGUUGCCGUUAUGUCUCGGCGAGCCAAAGUGGUGGGAGACUCUGAGGAGAGUGAUACUCUUAUUUGGAUCAAAGCAGAUAAUGAACAAUCCAUACCUUUGGUUCAGUGUGUUCAUUGCAGUGGGUGGCUUCCAGGGUAUGGCUCCUGCUUGCAGCAUUCCUUAACAAGCCACAUUGAUGUGAAUGAGACGGAAGAAAAAACAUACCACUGUGCCAGAUGUGAAGGAGUGUCAGCUUCAUCCCCUUCAGAUUUGAUUUUGCAUUUUAAGGAAGCCCAUUGUCCAAAUCAUGAUUUUGAAAUUGAAGAAGAAGAUGGACAAUUUAUUGUGAUUGAUAAGAGUGACACAAAGAGCUUAUCAGAAGCAAAUAAUGUUAGAGAUAUUACUUACUACUGUUGUAUAUGCGAGAAAGGAUUUGAUUGGCUUUUGAAUUUAUUGCGCCACUCUUGUUCUCAAGUUAAUUGCAAUGAGAUGUACUGCAAUGCAUGUGAUCAACAAUACCGCAACCGCCAGCGGUUUGUAUUUCACAUGAAUUUUCACAGUGAGAAGGCUCCUCCCUUGGAAUGUGAUGUUUGCCACCAAUCGUUUGAAGAUGACUGUCUGCUGUACAAUCAUGUACGGUUUGCUCAUAUUACUGAAAAUGUGGUAUGCAGUGAAUGUGGCAAAUAUUUUAGGUCUGAAAAGGGUCUUGCUGCCCACCAAUUAAGUGCUCACAACACCGAUCCCUCUCUGCAAAACCGGCACAAAUGCACUGUGUGUGGCAAAUUCUACAGAGAUAAACAGGGGCUAAAGGAGCAUCUUGUUACUCACAUGAGUGAAAAGCCGUUCCCCUGUGACAAAUGUGACAAAGCUUACAAUCGUUACUCUCGCUUGAAACAACAUCAGUUGUCUCAUGUUUAUACAGAAGCUAUGGAAUGCUACGAGUGUGUCAAUUGUGGCUUGGCAUUUCCAGACAUGGAAAAGGCAUUGUUGCACUCAACUUCAGAGGAUCAUGAAGUGCAAAGUACAGUCCUCAGUAAAGUGUUCAGGUGUGAGUUUUGUGACACAGUUUUCUCUUGCUCUGAUGGCUUGAAUCAACAUAGGCCUUCUCAUGUUGGUGAGAAACCUUACAUUUGUCAUAUUUGCGGUUCAUCUUUCCACACCUACUCUCGUGUCACUACUCAUAAAACAACUCAUGGCAUUUAUGACCAGAUUGAACCUCAAGAAGGUGACUUUACCAUUCCUCGCCACUUCCUAUGUGAACAUUGUGGUGUGAGCUAUCCAUAUUGGAGCUAUCUUCAAUCACAUCGAAAAAUGCGCCAUAGUGAGAAUCCAUACUCAUUAAGCUGCAAGCUAUGUCCAGAGAAAUUUAAGAACUCUUGGAGUGUUGUUUACCAUCGCAGGAAAGUUCAUGACCAGGGGGCUGAUGCCAAGGAGUGGCGUAAACGGUCCUUACAAUGUCCUCAUUGUGGUGUCAAUUGCAUGUAUCAACACACCUUGAAUAUGCAUAUUGAACGUAAACAUGGUUCUGGAAAGAAUGAGGAUGGCAAAGGAGAAAACUUCCAGUGUGAGGAAUGUGGCAAAGUAUUUAAAUACCAGUCAUCUCUUGUUCUCCAUCAAAAGAGUCAUCAGGGGCAGAAGAGUUUCCAGUGCGAAGAAUGUGACAAAUCAUUCCUCACAAUAGCAACACUUCGGAAUCAUACCAAAAGAUGUCAUCAGGGUAUCAAACCUCACCAAUGUGAAUUUUGUGGGAAAGCCUUUUUUCAUAGGGUUACCAGAGAUGACCAUCUGCGUGUGCAUACAGGUGAAAAACCCUUCAAAUGCCAAUUUUGUGAGAGAAGUUUCCGCUUGAAGUCAAUGCUGGCUGACCAUGCCAAAAUUCACAAUGAUCACAGGCCUUAUCCUUGUGAUGUGUGUGGUUCGUCUUUCCGACGAAUGGUCCAUAUGAAGCAACAUAGAAUGCUUCACACUGGUGAAAAGCCAUUCCAGUGUAGCUACUGUAAUCAAGAUUUCCGAUUAAAGCAAGAGCUUCAACGCCACACGAAAACAAAGCAUGGGGAAACAGCUGCUGAAAAUGUUGAAGAAGAUGAGUUUAUCUUUGCAGACUCAUAGUCCUAUGUACCAAAGAUCAUUCCAACAUUGUAAACAUAUUGAUGUGAAGCAUCCUUUUAAAUUUAGAUACAAAUUACCAGUUAGGCUUAUAAAUAUUUUGUGAAUAUUGUGUAUGUAAUUUCUCUGCAAUUGAAGACAGUGUACCAUGAAAUGGUAUUGUUUUCCUGUACAUAUUUUGUAAGACCUUAAGGUGUCUUAUCUUGUAGCAGUGGCUUGUGUUAAGUAUGGCACUUGAAAGAUAAGAUUUCUGAUUAUGUUUCUUUGGGAUUAAAUCCAGUGAUGAAAUAAAAUUAUAUAAGUACACUUUCAA